This is a messenger RNA of Staurois parvus, 366 nucleotides long. The record is from the annotation of a GenBank genome assembly. NCBI's taxonomy places the organism in Eukaryota, Metazoa, Chordata, Amphibia, Anura, Ranidae.
GGGAGACCAGCGGAUAUAGUGAAUGCGGGGACCGGGGAGAGCGGAUAUAGUGAAUGCGGGGUCCGGGGAGAGCAGAUAUAGUGAAUGCGGGGUCCGGGGAGAGCGGAUAUAGUGAACGCAGGGACCAGGGAGAGACCGGAUAUAGUGAAUGCAGGGUCCGGGGAGAGCGGAUAUAGUGAAUGCGGGUCCGGGGAGAGCGGAUAUAGUGAAUGCGGGGUCAGGGGAGAGCGGAUAUAGUGAAUGCGGGGUCCGGAGAGAGGAUAUAGUGAAUGCGGGGUCCGGGGAGAGCGGAUAUAGUGAAUGCGGGGUCCGGGGAGAGCGGAUAUAGUGAAUGCGGGGUCCGGGGAGAGCGGAUAUAGUGAAUGC